Syzygium oleosum is the source of this 3183-nucleotide messenger RNA. Its product is annotated as beta-galactosidase 8-like. The transcript is spliced from 19 exons. Gene Ontology annotation, biological process: carbohydrate metabolic process. Gene Ontology annotation, molecular function: beta-galactosidase activity; carbohydrate binding. Gene Ontology annotation, cellular component: vacuole; cell wall. The coding region runs from base 457 to 3000 and encodes 847 amino acids. NCBI's taxonomy places the organism in Eukaryota, Viridiplantae, Streptophyta, Magnoliopsida, Myrtales, Myrtaceae. The record is from RefSeq and is a predicted model, not a curated record.
GUUGUGAAAUCCGCCAAAAUCUGUCAUUCAAUUCAAUAAACUUUGAUAUUUUUCUUUUGGUUGCUAACCUUGAGAGCUUCCAAAAACACGUUAAUCAUGUCCCGUUGUCUCUUUCCUCCUUGGGCCUUCCCUUUGAAAGCAAUGCCGACGGAAUCAAACAUACCCAAAAGACAAGCUUUGUGCAUUCCGUCUGCACAUUCUCUUCCACGCAUCUACUCCCAGAACAACGUACAAACAUGUGCAAGAGAACAAGUUUACCUUCACAUGCAUCAGAUUGGUUUAUCAUAGAGAUUAUCGUAAUCUCAUCUUCUUGUCAUUUGCCUGGUCUUCAUGACAUUACAUAAGGUUCUUUCCAUGAAGCUUAUAGCCAUUUAGUGUUGCUUUCCCAGCAACUUAGGCAGUUGAACUCCCCGAUACGAAUUUUGCAUUCGGCGUGCUGCAAAUUGAAGGAAAAUAAUGGAGAAGAAGCACUUUGUAGAAGUGGUAUUAUUGUGUGUCAUCUUAGUUUUUGAGGGCCACUGUACUCAAAGAGUACUCUGUACUAGUGUGACUUAUGAUGGUAGAGCACUGGUCAUUAAUGGACAGAGGAGGAUUUUGCAGUCCGGCUCUAUCCAUUACCCACGAACCACGCCUGAGGUAUGGCCCGAGCUUAUUAGGAAAGCCAAGGAAGGGGGGCUAGAUGUGAUCGAGACUUAUGUUUUCUGGAACUAUCAUGAGCCCGUGAAAGGACAGUAUUACUUUGAAGGAAGAUUUGACCUCGUGCAGUUUGUUAAGGUGGUGCACGAAGCUGGUCUCUUUGUCCAUCUGAGAAUCGGCCCUUACGUUUGUGCCGAGUGGAAUUACGGGGGUUUCCCGAUGUGGCUACACUUCAUUCCAGGAAUUCAAUUCCGCACUACCAAUACGCCUUUCAAGACCGAAAUGGAGCUUUUUCUUGGCAAAAUAGUCGGAUUGAUGAAGGAGGAGAAUCUCUUUGCGUCCCAAGGCGGACCCAUCAUUCUUGCACAGGUAGAGAAUGAAUACGGUAUUGUCGAAGAGGCGUAUGGAAUUGGUGGACAAUUAUAUGUCCAAUGGGCAGCAGAAACUGCUGUUAACAUGAAUACGUCCGUACCUUGGGUGAUGUGCUCACAAAGGGACGCACCGGAUCCAGUUAUCAACACCUGCAAUGGAUUUUACUGUGAUCAGUUCACUCCGAACUCUCCUUCCAAACCCAAAAUGUGGACGGAGAACUAUGUCGGAUGGUUUCUCGCAUUCGGCUACCCAAUUCCGUAUCGACCGGUUGAGGACCUUGCUUUUGCAGUGGCGCGCUUUUUUGAAUAUGGCGGUACUUUUCAGAACUAUUACAUGUAUUUCGGAGGAAGCAACUUCGGACGAACUGUUGGUGGGCCUUUGGUUGCAACAAGUUAUGAUUACGAUGCUCCUUUGGACGAGUAUGGUUUUAUCAGGCAGCCGAAGUGGGGGCACCUACGCGACCUACACAAGGCUAUAAAAGUAUGUGAAGAUUAUUUGGUCAGUUCUGAGCCGACUCAUGUGCAACUUGGCUCUAACUUAGAGGCACACGUCUACUACAAGUCUUCAAAUGACUGUGCAGCUUUUCUUGCGAAUUAUGACAACAGUCAAGAUGCUACAGUCCAAUUUAACGGGAAUUCGUACUUCCUUCCUGCUUGGUCUGUGAGCAUCCUUCCGGAUUGCAAAACCGUCAUCUAUAACACUGCAAAGGUUGUUUCACAAAGGACUGUUGCCGAUAGUGCAUUUGCUCAUGCAACCACUGCACGUGAGACUUCUAUUGCACCAUUGUCCUGGAGUUGGUAUAAAGAACAUGUUGGUAUCUGGGGCAACAAUUCUUUUACUAGCCCAGGCCUAUUGGAGCAAAUAAAUACGACAAAAGAUACUAGCGACUUCCUAUGGUACACGACCAGUAUCUACGUAGAUGAGAAUGACGCAUCAAGUCAAGAGAAAGAAGGUCUUUUGUUACUUUUGAGUUUGGGACAUGCAGCUCUCGUUUUCAUUAACCAACAAGUUGUCGGAUUCGGAUAUGGAAACCACGACAGUGCAAAUUUCUCAAUGACUCAGAAAAUUAAUCUUAACCCAGGAAAUAAUACACUGGAUGUGCUGAGUAUGAUGAUUGGUCUACAGAACUUUGGGCCUUGGUUCGACGUUCAAGGAGCGGGACCCUUCUCUGUCAUCGUCGAUGGACUUGGAAAUGGUAAAACCGAUCUCUCUUUUGGAGAAUGGACCUAUCAGGUGGGACUUGAAGGUGAAUAUCUUGGAUUAGAUAAAAUAAGCAUGGCAAAUAGCUCACUAUGGACAAAGGGCGAGCUCGUACCAGUUAAUCAGAGCUUAAUCUGGUAUAAGGUGAUGUUUUCGGCUCCUCAAGGAACCGGCCCAUUAGCGUUGAAUCUCGCUAGUAUGGGGAAGGGACAAGCGUGGGUGAACGGGCAGAGCGUAGGGCGUUACUGGCCAGCUUAUCUCUCGCCGCUGACCGGCUGCACCGACAACUGCGACUACAGAGGAAGUUAUGAUGCAUCCAAAUGUCAGAAGGAUUGUGGCAAGCCUGCCCAAACAAUGUAUCAUGUCCCGCGCUCUUGGAUAAAUCCAGGAGAGAAUCUCCUAGUUCUUCACGAAGAGAUCGGAGGAGAUCCUUCGAAAGUUUCCGUGCUAACACGCACCGGCCAAGAAAUAUGCGCAGUGAUAUCCGAAGCAGAUCCUGCUCCGGUUGAUUCUUGGAAACCGAAUUCAGAGUUCACGCCAAACGGCCCUCUAGUUCAACUCUCCUGUGAAGCUGGGUGGCGCAUUACUUCGAUCCGCUUCGCUAGCUUCGGGAAUCCUCAAGGAAGCUGCGGUGCAUUUGCUCCAGGAGCUUGUCACUCUGAUGUAGUAUCAGUUAUAGAGAAGGCUUGUAUCGGUCGGGACGCAUGCUCGAUACCGGUAUCGGUAGAUACGCUCGGCGACCCAUGCCCGCUGGUCCUAAAGAGUUUGGCCGUUGCAGCUCUAUGCAGCUAGCGGUUGUAGUUCAUAUGGAUUGAACUUCCUUGCUUGCCUUGUUUCUAGGCUUUCUUCUAUUAUGGUGUCCAAAGGGCUUUUAUCUCGUAAGUAAAAGCAAGAACAAGGCAGUUAUUUGGUCUAUUUCAGCUGUCUCUGCCAUUUGAUUGUAAAAGGUACUAUGCAUUGUGCUUAUUCACAUAA